AUGGCCGAUGAUCAAUCACAGCAACGAGGGAAGAAGGAAGAGCGUGGCCGCAAGCGAGCCAGGAAGUCCCAGAGCAAGGAUCCCACAGAAGAUGGGCCGCAGGGUGGAAAUGAAGAUGAAUUCGAGAUGACCGCACCGACGGAGUCCAGCGCGCAAACUGUGGAUGACGACGGAGGGCCGGCCGAAAGAGAGGCGAAGGGCAAGAGGAAGAGGAAGGCAAAGAAGGCCGAAGAUGUGGAUAAUCCAGAGGUGAAAGAGAAGAAGACGAAGAGGAAAAGAAGUACAGAGGAGGAUGGAGAGGUAAAGAAACGCAAGAAAAAGAGCAAAAAGGCAGAACCAGAACAAGUGGAGGAGGGAGAAGCAGAGAAACGCAAGCAAAAGAGCAAGAAGGCAGAGCAGGCGGAAGAAAAGAAUGCUGAAGCAGAAGCGGAAGAAGAAGAGCCGAAGCGAAAGAAGAGAAGGAAGAAGAUUGCUGUCCCAGCCGAGGCAGACACUGGACGAAAGCAGCAGGGAGGCAAGGAUGGAGAAUCUCGCGUAGCGCCUGAAAUCUCUCGCACAGAAACAUCGCGCACCGGCACGGCACGGCAAGAGGACACAGCAACGAAGAGGAGCGGAAAGCAGGGAAGCAAAGAGGAGCACAAAGCAGGCGUGGACCAGAACGAAGACCGCCCCCCACAACAGCAGCAUCAGCGAGCGCGCCAGGCGGCCCCGCACCAGGCCCCGGGCAGCCCGCACAGAAACAGGAGGGAGAAGCCACAGCCCUACACAAGACAAGCGAGGCGAGCGCCCGAGAGCGAGUACUGCUACAUUUGCAAGCAGCGUGGCCAUUUCGCCAAGCAGUGCCCAGCGGAGCAGCGUGCGGCAUGCUUCGUAUGCGGAAAGUUGGACCACACCGGUCGUAACUGCCCGUCCAAGCAGCGAGACGAGAAGCCCGCCGAACUUGCCUAUGAAGACCUCUUGGUGUUGGAUGCCGAGAGCGAGAGGAUGACGCAGAUUCGCCACCAGUUCAAGUCGAGCCUCAUGCCCAAGAUGAACCCCUUCUGGUGA
Acanthamoeba castellanii str. Neff is the source of this 1047-nucleotide messenger RNA. RefSeq names its product zinc knuckle domain containing protein. NCBI's taxonomy places the organism in Eukaryota, Discosea, Longamoebia, Acanthamoebidae. Gene Ontology annotation, molecular function: zinc ion binding; nucleic acid binding. The transcript has 4 exons. The record is from RefSeq and is a predicted model, not a curated record. Bases 1 to 1047 code for a protein of 348 amino acids.